AAUGUUUGCUUCCGAUAGGUUUUACUUUAUGAUGCGAUUCAAGAUACAGCGACAAUAAUGUACCUCAAGCGUAACAUCAAACAAACUGAUUGGAAGUGGAUCACCAUAUUCCUACUAUUCUACUUUUUCAAACUGGUUGAAUCCUUAAGGGAUACGCAUUUAGCUAUCACAAACAGUCAAUGUGGAAAAACAUACAGUAUGUCAUGGCGGAAGUCUGCAUAUCUUGAGUAUUAUGGGUCUGUAAUACUGUCAAGUAGCCCGUGCUCAAUAGAAUUCACAAAUGAGGAGACUACUGAUUAUAUUCUAUGUAUUUCUACGCUGGAAAUUUCCAUAAAUUGUGGCACUGAACUAGAGUUUCAUGAACACUAUGUAAAAAGUUAUUUCACCCCAGAGAAAAGAAUACUUUGCCACAAUGCAACAGUAAAUGAAUGGUGCAGCAGCGAAUAUGUUCAAAAUGUUUUCGUGGUAAUACGAAAACCUUCUACCGUAUCAUCUGACUAUAUUAGAUUACGAGUGGUCCGGAAAGAGAGGUCUGGUGGUUUCUGGCGCUCGGGUUUAAACAUAUUUCUCGUUGCGUUAGCCCCUGCUGUGUUAAUUUGUAUAGUGUCAAGUAUUGUUUGUACUUGCUGGCUGAGAAAAAAGAAAAGAGAAAGAAGAGAUGGAGUAGUACAAUAUCAGACGUCGUCUGCAGCUGUCGUACUUCCUAGCACAUAUUUAAACACAUUAUACCAGCCUUCAUCCGUCAACCAGUCGGAUCAUCCAGUAUCUAGGACCAAUCAAUUACCAGCAAGUUACCAAAUUCAUGCUAUGCAAAUAGCAACACCUAUCUACCACGGUAGCCAACAACCUGAUAGUAACCAACCUUUGAUACAGCCAACAGCACCGCCACCUAACGAAGAUGCCCCACCGUGUUAUGAGAGCCUGAUGACAGGGUAAAAUAUGGUUUUGAUGUAGAAAAUAACUACACAUAUGGAAAAUUUGGACUGAUAAAUGUAUGAAGAAUUCAAAUUGUAUUUUCCUCAUGACUUGUAUGAGUCAUAAUUAAAAAAAGAUAAUGUAAAAGAUUAAUUUAUUUAAGCUUGAUACCAAUUUACAUAAUAAAUUGUAUAUACAUGUAUAUGCUUUGUUAACAAGCUAUUAUUUUAAUUGUAUGAGAAAUUGAAUAGCUAUUGUACACCCCGGUUGUCUUUGUUAAAUUUUAUAAGCUUUUUGUUAAUAUUGUUAAUGUUAUAUCUAAAUAACUUGGACUCUGCAGUGUUUUUGCGUUCUGUCUAUAUGUGUAGGUUUUGCACAAUUUUUUAUUUAGUUCUUUCGAGACACGUGCAUUUCAUGAUGGAAAUAAAAGGUACCAGCCGGCUAUAAAAUAUUUAGUAAUCAAUACAUGUACAAGCCACUGUCCAUGCCUCUGGCACUAGCUUCAGCAGAGUUCGACAGUUGAAUAUGAAAAUGGUGUAACUAAGAACGCAGCAAUUACAUCUGCAUGUAUUCGAAGACUCUUUCGGAAAUGAAUUAUAUGUUAGUUAAAACUACCAUUUGGAAUAUAUAUGUCCGUUGUGUUUGGAAUUCUGCAUUUUUGUCCUGGUCUUAAGUGUCUUACACGAAUGCAUUGUGAUAUUUUACUUGUUCCAAAACUAUUGUUAUUUUAUUCCAAGUGUUCUUAAUACUAGUAAUCGCUUUUUGUAUUUAAAUGCAUUAAAAUUUUGUAUACUUGU
This is a messenger RNA of Ruditapes philippinarum (Manila clam), 1712 nucleotides long. RefSeq lists its product as uncharacterized. Bases 58 to 936 code for a protein of 292 amino acids. The record is from RefSeq and is a predicted model, not a curated record. The transcript is spliced from 6 exons. NCBI's taxonomy places the organism in Eukaryota, Metazoa, Mollusca, Bivalvia, Venerida, Veneridae.